UUAGUUGUUAAAACUAGAUAUAAUACAGUAGUUAGAACUGAACAUAGCAUGUUGUUAGAGUUGGAUAUUAGAGUUAAACAUAGCAUAGUUGUUAGUGCUGAAGUAGCAAGGUUGUUAGAGCUAGAUGUAGUACAGUUGUUAGAACUGAACAUAGAUGGUAGUUAG
Molecule: messenger RNA, 165 nt
Organism: Cetraspora pellucida
Lineage: Eukaryota; Fungi; Glomeromycota; Glomeromycetes; Diversisporales; Gigasporaceae
Source: the annotation of a GenBank genome assembly